AUGCGGCAGUCUUCUACUAUACUUUUUACUGAGAUCCGACGCAUCAACGCCAUGAUGGCGGCUCUCAACGGCCUGAUGCCCAUGUUGGGUUACGCGUGCUACUCCCCGAUCUACUACAACACCGUCGACGUGUUGCCCGCUGCCCAGUUCUUCUUUGCUGCCGGGCUUAACGCCAUCAUCAUAGUCCUCUUCAUUAUAAUACAAGUGCGUCAAUCUUCGCCGAUCAGCCCUGAGGACCUGGAAGUGGCCCCGGAAAAAGAGGAUAAAGACGGACCUGGGAACUCCAAGACCCUUACUCUCAGUAGUCCAGGAAAAAGUCGUGAUUCUCACAAGUGCAAUGACUCACCCACACUCCAACAGUUGUCUUACGCCAAGAAAAAUACUAAAGAACUUACUUCGAGUUUGCCUCCGGUACCCAGCGAGUGUUACUCAGUUGGAGACUGUGCCACUAGGCAUAUGGUACAGAAUAGAUCCGAAGGCAGCGGGAUGUUACAGCAGCAGCUGCAAUUAACAUGGUCGGGUGAAGCUGAGAACACCACCAGCUGCACCGCACUGGGUCGCAAUACUGAGGAACAAGUUGAAGAAUCAGAUUACUUUUGA
Homarus americanus (American lobster) is the source of this 600-nucleotide messenger RNA. RefSeq lists its product as uncharacterized. Lineage: Eukaryota; Metazoa; Arthropoda; Malacostraca; Decapoda; Nephropidae. The transcript is spliced from 4 exons. Bases 1 to 600 code for a protein of 199 amino acids. The record is from RefSeq and is a predicted model, not a curated record.